Messenger RNA from Scheffersomyces amazonensis, 1419 nucleotides. RefSeq lists its product as uncharacterized. Gene Ontology annotation, molecular function: peptidase activity. Bases 1 to 1419 code for a protein of 472 amino acids. Gene Ontology annotation, biological process: proteolysis. The record is from RefSeq and is a predicted model, not a curated record. The transcript has a single exon. Lineage: Eukaryota; Fungi; Ascomycota; Pichiomycetes; Serinales; Debaryomycetaceae.
AUGACUUACGAAGUAAUUGACUCCUUCAAAGUGAAGCUGUUAGUCAACACACGACUCUUGUACAAAUUGCCUCUUAAUUAUACUGAAAAGAGUAAUGAAACCACCAUUUCUGUAGUAGUUAAUAUUACUCAGAAGUAUGAUGAAACUCUUCAUGGAGAUAAGCAAUUGAUUCAAAAUAAAUUAAUACUUCCAGAAACUCCUAAAUUAAUUAGUUAUAUUCAAGGAGGUCCGGGUUUCCCAUGUGGAGUACCCUUAGAUAAUUCUGGUUAUACAAAAGUUCUUAUUGAUAAGGGGUAUCAAAUUGUAUUUCUUGAUCAAAGAGGUACUGGAUUAAGUACACCAUUAGAAAGACAAACAUUUAACCAAUUAGUUCCUCGAUUAGAUGGUGAAAGUGAAUCAGCAUAUACUCAAAGACAAUUAGAUUUUAUCCUUAAUUUUAGAGCCGAUUCUAUUGUGGAAGAUUAUGAAAGAGUUAGAAUUAGUUUACUUGGAGAUGAAGGUAAAUGGUCACUUAUUGGACAAUCUUAUGGUGGAUUUACUAGUUUCACUUAUGUAUCGAAAUAUCCUCAAUCUUUAAAGGAAAUAUUAAUUACUGGUGGAGUUCCUCCCAUCAAUUAUGGUCCAGAUGAUGUAUAUGCUGCUACUUAUGAAAGAACCAAAGAAAGAAAUAUUCAUUAUUUCAAUAAAUAUCCUGCUGAUAAAGCAAGAAUACAAAAUAUCUUGAAAUAUUUAAAUGAAAAUACUGUUAAAUUACCUAAUGGAGGUACUCUCUCAGUUGAAAGAUUUCAACAACUUGGAUUAUCAUUUGGAGGUACUGGAGGUACUGAUAAUAUUCAUCAAUUAGUUGUUAAAUUUGAUUAUGAUUUGAAAUUAUUUGGAUUCCCAACUUAUCAAAUACUUACUGCUGUGGAAAGGGAAUAUAGUUUUGAUACCAAUAUUAUCUAUGCUUUAUUCCAAGAAGCUAUCUAUUGUGAUGGUAAUAACUUGAAAGUUAAGACCAGUGAUUGGAGUGCCGAUAGAUUGAGGUACUUACCAAACAAUAGUUCAUUUGUAUACAGUGAAAAGAAUGAAGUUACAUAUUUCACUGGAGAAAUGGUAUAUAAAUCAAUGUUUGAAGAUUAUGUAGAACUUGAACCAUUUAAGUCAUUGGCAUAUGCUUUACAUACCAAUGAAAAAUGGUCUAAAUUAUAUGAUACUCAAAUUCUUUAUGAAACUAAAGUACCUAUUGUUGCUGCUACUUAUGUCUAUGAUCAAUAUGUUGAUUUCGAUGUUACAAGGAAAGUUAAACAGGAAGUUUUCAAAGGUAAUGGCAAUCUUAAACAAUUCAUUACUAGUGAAUUCUUCCAUAAUGGGGUUAGAGCUGGGGCUGAUAAAGUUAUUGGAUCAUUGUUUGAUUUAUUAGAUUGCGAAAUAGAUUAA